Messenger RNA from Anguilla rostrata (American eel), 4178 nucleotides. It is a transcript of the gene ddx10, whose product is annotated as DEAD (Asp-Glu-Ala-Asp) box polypeptide 10. Gene Ontology annotation, molecular function: ATP binding; nucleic acid binding; RNA helicase activity. Gene Ontology annotation, cellular component: nucleus. The transcript has 18 exons. The record is from RefSeq and is a predicted model, not a curated record. NCBI's taxonomy places the organism in Eukaryota, Metazoa, Chordata, Actinopteri, Anguilliformes, Anguillidae. The coding region runs from base 21 to 2768 and encodes 915 amino acids. Gene Ontology annotation, biological process: rRNA processing.
AAUGUGGUGACGUUACAUCAAUGCGCCAAUGUGUGUUUCUCUCAUGUCCCCAUGCUGUUUCGUUCAGCUGUGUUCGUAAUCCUGGAUUUAUUCUUCAUUUGUUCAAUAUGACAGGAGAAUCGCAAGGCAAACGUGCAUCUGUUUUUCCUUCCAAGAAAAAGACAGAGAAGAAAAGUGACACACAGGAUCCAGUUAAAAAUUUUGAGAAAUGGAAGAAAAAAUACACCAAAACAAAAGUGCGGGUUAAACACGAGAAAAAACGAAAUAAAAAGCCCGAUUGGCAGAUCGAACGGGAUAACAUAAAGAGGCUGGUGGAUAAAUACUCGGAGAUCAAUGUUAAGGAUGCUGUGAAGUUCUCAGAUUUUCCUCUGUCAAAGAAGACACUGAAAGGGUUGCUGGAGAUGCAGUAUCGACAGCCUACAGAAAUCCAAAGGCAGACCGUUGGGUUUGCCCUGCAGGGGAAAGAUGUGCUAGGCGCUGCUAAAACCGGUUCGGGAAAGACACUGGCAUUCCUCAUCCCUGUGCUGGAGUGCCUGUACCGGCAGCAGUGGAUGGCGGAGGACGGGCUCGGCGCCCUCAUCAUCUCGCCCACGCGGGAGCUGGCCUACCAGACCUUCGAGGUGCUGCGCAAAGUGGGCAAGAACCACGAGUUCUCCGCCGGACUCAUCAUCGGAGGGAAGGAUCUGCAGCACGAAUCGGAGAGGAUACACCGCACGAACAUCAUCAUCUGCACCCCAGGGCGCCUGCUCCAGCACAUGGACGAGACCUCCACCUUCCACGCCUCCAACCUGCAGAUCCUGGUUCUGGACGAAGCGGACCGGAUUCUGGACAUGGGCUUCGCCGACACCAUGAACGCCAUCGUGGAGAACCUUCCGAAGACCCGCCAGACCCUCCUCUUCUCCGCCACGCAAACGAAAUCGGUGAAAGACCUGGCCCGGCUCAGCCUGAAGGACCCCGAGUACGUCUGGGUCCACGAGAAGGCCAAGUUCAGCACUCCGGCUACACUGGAGCAGAACUACGUGGUGUGUGAGCUGCAGCAGAAAGUCAACAUGCUCUUCUCCUUCAUGAAGAGCCACCUGCAGAAGAAAGUCAUCGUCUUCUUCGCCUGCUGCAAGGAGGUGCAGUACCUGUUCCGGGUGUUCUGCCGCCUGCGCCCGGGCCUCCCCAUCCUGGCGCUGCACGGGAAGCAGCAGCAGAUGAAGAGGAUGGAGGUCUACAACGACUUCAUCCGCAAGAAGGCCGCCGUGCUCUUCGCCACCGACAUCGCAGCCCGGGGCCUGGACUUCCCUGCUGUGAACUGGGUCCUUCAGUUUGACUGCCCAGAAGAUGCCAACACCUACAUCCACAGAGUGGGACGAACUGCCAGGUACAAGGAGGGCGGGGAGGCCCUGCUGGUGCUUCUGCCCUCGGAGGAGAAGGGGAUGAUAGCACAGCUUCAGGAGAGAAAGGUCCCCAUCAACAAGAUCCAGGUGAACCCGGAGAAGCUGAACAGCGUGCAGCAGAAGCUGGAGGCCUUCCUGGCCCAGGAGAAGGAGCAGAAGGAGCGGGCUCAGAGGUGCUUUGUCUCCUACCUGCGCUCGGUCUACCUGAUGAAGAACAAAGACGUCUUCGAUGUGUUCCAGCUGCCUCUGGAGGAGUACGCGGGUUCACUGGGUCUAGCCGUCGCUCCACGGGUGCGUUUCCUUAACAACGCCAGGAAGCAGAGGGAGGGGGGUGAGGCUGGCCCGGGAGGGGCGCAGGGCGACGAAUCGGACCAAGAGCUGCGGAGCUUCCGGGCGCAGAUCAGAGGUGAAAAAAACACCCCUGCUCCAGGGAAGGGGACCUCCGAAUCCCAGGAUGAACCCAGCGAGGAAGAGGACGGAGAGGAAGAGUCUGGUUCAGAGGAGGAAGAAGAGUCUGGCGAUUCGGAUGAGGAGGAGGGCGAUGUGGACGGGCCCGCGCGCCUGUCUCUCGCCGCCGAUGGAGACGAGGAUGAGGAGGAGGACCUGAGGGACGUGGACUUGCUGACGGUCAAGCGGAGAGACAUCUUCCAGCUGGAGGAGGAAGAUGAGGAUGACCAGGAGAGCGCUGAAAAUGCCAAGAAAAAGCCAGAAAAAGAGUCCAGGUUCAAAGAAGCCAAGAAAGCCCUGAAGAGAAACUUCAAAGUCAACACCAAGAUGACCUUCACUGAAGACGGGGAGGUGGUGCAGCAGUGGCCCCCGCUCCAGAGGACGGCCGCGCCAGCUGGCCAGGAGGAGGAGGAGGACGGCGGGGUGUCCGGCAUCAACGUGGAGGAGGCGCGGGAGCGGCUCCGGAGGGAGGACCAGGAGGUCGACAAGCUGGAGUACAGCCGCAAAGUGAAGCAGAAGCACAGGGAGAAACGUCUGAAGGAGAAAGCCGAAAGGAGAGAGGCCAGUCAGCGGCAGAAAGAGGAGCAGAAAGGAGAGUCCGACAGCGAGGAAGAGGAGGAGGAGGCGGUGGCCUACCUGGACCGCGGCGACGGCGAGGAAGAGUUCGACCCCAGCUCCCUGCCCGACCCGGACAAGCACGUGGACUCCGAGCCGGAAGACCAGAACAGGUGGGAACGACGAGAGGCUUCUGGGAAGGGAGCGAGGAAGAGGAGCUACAGUGAGAGCAGUAGCGAGUCUGACCCAAAGGGCCUUGCCGCGGGCAGGAAGAGGACCAGGAAGGCGGGCGCCACGGAAACGGCGGCUCAGCCCUUGGACACCGGCCUCUCAUUGGCCGAGGACGAGGAGCUGGUGCUCCAUUUGCUGAGCCACAGAAGCUAGUGCUGUUGGGUGGACAAUGUUUUCUGGGUUACUUUUUAGUUUUUUGUUGUUUUUUAUUCCCACAUUUUUGCUCAUUUUGUUUUUCCUGUAGAACAAUGGCAAGAAAGUGUGUUAACGGUAUCUCUGUCACCAUUUACCAUGAAGGAGACGUGUAAUAAAAAUGCAAUAUGUAUCCAGUGUCAAAAACAAUUUACAAGUGGACAGUUUAAUCAAUUUGCACCUUUUCCGAGUAUCUCCUCCAUUAAAGGCCGGGAGUGGAGGCGGGGCCUGACAGCCGGCGAAUCACGUGCCCUCGUCUGGGCUGUGCUACCUGCCCACUGUCACCAGGAGCCCUCAGCGGCAGAACAUGAUUGGUGUUCAUCCUGGCUGGGUCACAGGGGGUUUAAAUCUGCCAGGUGCUUCACUUACUGCUGCAUUAAAGCUGCUCAAUGUGACAGAUGCUCACGGGCCACUGGUGAUGGAGUGAGUGAGAGCAUGAGUGUGUGUGAGUGACAGUGUUUGUGUGUGUGUGUGUGUGUGAGAGAGAGUGAGUGUGUGUGAGUGAGAGUGUGAGUGAGUAUGUGUGUGAAAGUGACAGUGUUUGUGUGUGUGUGUGUGUGUGUGUGAGAGAGAGAGUGAGUGUGUGUGUAUGAGAGUGUGAGUGAAAGUGCAUAUGAGACUGUGUUGAAUGAGUAUGAGUGUGAAAGUGAACAUGCGAGUGUGUGUGUGAGAGAGAGAGAGUGUGUGAGAGUGAGUGUGACAGACUGGCGCUAGCUCUCCUGUAGCUCUGGGUCAUAUGGGCCACUGUAUUACAGCAGUGUCCAGGCCUCAGCCACCCUGCUCCCUGCCUGUAUGAAGUGGCGCACGGAGGACUUGACCGGCACAACUUUCAGUACCAAAUUAGGGAUUAAAUUGGGUGCCUGUUUGGGGGCAGGGGGGAGCCAGUUUUAAAAUUUGUAAUGUUUGAAACACUGUACAGCUCACCAUUUCCUGAACUCACUCUUUAAGUAUGUUUUUAGGCAGGUUAUGAAUUUGGGGGGAAUAUCGCAGUAGGGAGCUGGUUAUUUUUCCCAGGGAGAUCUUCACUGAGAUUAAGCUGCAUACGUCUCCGCCAGCCAAGAGGCUGCAGGAGGGGGUUCGACUGAGGUUCAUCAAAACCAAGUGCUUUUUAUAGCUGUUAUCUUUCAUAUUUUGCUGUGUAGGUGCGCCCGAGAUAAGAAGGGUUUAUUUUUUCGCCCCCAGAAUGCAAUCAGAAUCUUUGUGAAACACGAACAGUUUUUUGUUGUUAUCCAGCUGAUAUAAAACCGCCCAUUCAAGACUGGAUCAAUUGAGCACCAGAAGUCAAUAAUAUUGCAGAUAUUACAACCUCUGCUAGUGUUGUUGCCCUUUUUUUGUUAUGCUCUGUUCAAUACAACUGUUUACAAUAUGAAA